GUGGCUGACUUCUGGCGCAUGCGCAAAUGUACUUGAAGCGGAGCAAAAAGACGAAGACCGCAUCCUAUGGUUGUUCGGAGAUUCUUCGAAUUCACGAUCUUAAAGUCAUAUGAUUCACAGCAAAUAUAGCAACAAAUAUCUUAAUUCGUAUUUUCCAAAGCCACGAAACGUGCAUUGAGUUUGGAGCGAUAUCUGAAGUGAAGAUUGAAGACGUGAUAGAAGAUGGACGACUACUGCUAUGCUAAGAUGGCGACGUCCGCUAAAAGAGAACAUGAAAGAGAAUCAGCGCCACCAACUUCCAGCAAAUCACCAACGGAGAUAAAGACGAAAGAUGAAGACGUCCAGCAGCUGAUUGGUCAUCCAGAAGAAGUUUCCCCUCAGUUAGGGGGGAGCUCCACUUUGAAGCAGGAGACUCCACAACCACCCUGCAUUAAAAAGGAAGAGGAGGAACUCUGCAUCACUCAGGAGGGAGAGUGUCUUCUAGGACGAGAGGAAGCUGAUUACACCAAGUUUCCACUGAGUAUUUUCUCUGUGAAGACUGAAGAUGAUGAAGAGAAACCACAAGUAGACAACCUCUUAGCUCCACUAUCAGAUAGUGAGGCUGAAGACGAGGUUGAAGAACCUUUGAGCAGCGAUACAGACUGUGAAGGUGAUAUGAGGACUCACACUGACAACAAACACUCUGAAUGCUCUACAAAGAAGAGAGGUAAAACAUGUUUGAGCUGCUCAGUUUGUGCUGAAAAUUUUACUAAAAAGAGCCAUUUGACUCAACACAUGAGAACACACACAGGAGAAAAAUUAUUUAAGUGUUCAUUUUGUGGCAAAAGCUUUUCUCAAAAUAGCCAUUUGACUCGACACAUGGGAACACACACAGGAGAAAAACCAUUUAAUUGUUCAGUUUGUAGCGAAAGCUUUUCUCAAAAUAGCCAUUUGACUCGACACAUGAGAACACACACAGGAGAAAAACCAUUUAAUUGUUCAGUUUGUGGUGAAAACUUUUCUCAAAAUAGCCAUUUGACCGAACACAUGAGAACACACACAGGUGAAAAACCAUUUAACUGUUCGAUUUGUGGUAAAAACUAUUCUCUUCAGAGCACUUUGACUGAACACAUGAGAACACACACAGGUGAAAAUACAUGUAAUUGUUCAGUUUGUGGCAAAGGCUUUUCUGUUAAGAGGAAUUUGAAUCAACACAUGAGAACACACACAGGUGAAAAACCAUUUAUUUGUUCAGUUUGUGGCAAAAGCUUUUCUGUUAAGAGGAAUUUGACUCAACACAUGAGAACACACACAGGUGAAAAACCAUUUAAGUGUUCAGUUUGUGGCAAAAUCUUUUCUCGAAAUACCUCUUUGACUGAACACAUGCGAACACACACAGGUGAAAAACCUUAUAAGUGUUCAGAUUGUAGCAAAAGCUAUUCUGUUAAGAGCAAAUUGACUCAACACAUAAGAACACACACAGGUGAAAAGCCAUUUAACUGUUCGAUUUGUGGUAAAAACUAUUCUUCUCAGAGCACUUUGACUGAACACAUGAGAACACACACAGGUGAAAAUACAUUUAUUUGUUCAGUUUGUGGCAAAAGCUUUUUUGUUAGGAGGAAUUUGACUCAACACAUGAGAACACACACAGGUGAAAAACCAUUUAUUUGUUCAGUUUGUGGCAAAAGCUUUUCUGUUAAGAGCAGUUUGAUUGAACACAUGAGAACACACACAGGUGAAAAACCAUUUAGUUGUUCAGUUUGUGGCAAAAGCUAUUCUGGUAAGACCACUUUGAUUGAACACAUGAGAACCCACACAGGUGAAAAACCAUAUCAUUGUUCAGUUUGUGGCAAACGCUUUUCUAUUAAGAACAAAUUGACUCAACACAUGAGGACACACACUGGACUAAGACCAUUUAAGUGUUCAGUUUGUAGUAAAAGCUUUCCUCAUAACGGCUCUUUGUGGCGACACAUGAGAACACACGCUGGAGAAAAAACAUUUAGUUGUUCAGUGUGCUGUAAAAGGUUCCCACAUAAUGCAGACGCAGUAAGACACUCAAGAACACACAAAGGGACAUAACCAAUUAGCUGUUUAGUUUGUGGUAUGUUGCUCAUAUGUGGCGACAUCCACCCUACCCAGGACCUCCUCACUGCUUCUUUCACAAAUAUCUGAGGUAUUCAUACAAACUUGGAUUAUUUGGAGCAUAAUCUUAUCUACUCAUGACCCCAUGUCUUCUCUGUAUCUGAAACCUUCCUGAACAAUUAACCCCCAACCCCCACCUCCUUCGACAUUCGGGCAUAACCGGUUCAAUCCGGCCCGCGAGAUGAGUUUGCAAAGUGUAAAAUUCAGCUGCAUUUUUUAAUGAAACAAAAUGCCAUUCUAAAUGUGUCCACUGGAUGUCGCAAUAGAAGUUCUGUUAGGCAAGUAAAUAGUUUAUACCGGGGCGAGCAAGUAUACCAAGCAAGAGGUACACGGUAAAGCGGGGCUGUGACUCCUCCCCCUCCACCCAACGUAAAACAGGAGUAAAAUAAGCAAUCAGUAACCCCACUUAAAAUGCAGCAUGAGACACUGCACACUGAUAUAGUUCUGUGAAAAUGAUUGUCUUCUGUGCAAAUGUAAAGAAAGUGAACAGUGUGUGAUUUACUGCAAUACUGUCAGUCUUUUAACUUUUUAUUUUGUGCUUUGUUGAAAUUGUUCACACAUUGCACUGCUUUGGUUUUUCUAUCGGUACACAGUAGAGAAUAAAGGAAAUACUUUUUGUCAAAAAGUGAUGACGUCAUAUAAAUUUAAUAUGAAAAAAAAUAAAACAAACAAACUAAAGUCCCGCCCCCUGACUUCCGGUGUAUAUGUCCCGCCUUCUGGUAUCUGGCUAAGAUUUGACAGAUCAAUCUGUGAAAGAUGUGUCUAUUUCACCGCUAAAUAUAAUAUAUAUUUGAUUUGACGGGUCUUCAAAAUAUGUGAAAACAAUAAUCUAUAUAUUUAAUAUAUUUACUAUAAUUAAUAUGAUUUUUUUUUGCAGCUGUAGUCACUGUGUGUAGACUUGAAGGGGGUCUCGUAUCCUUAGUAAGGGCUUUUUUUCUAACAGGAAAAUUGGGGGUCUGUUUUAUCAGAUGUCCGGUGAAUUGAGAUAAAGAUGACCUGUUAUCAAAGCUCUACUAUGGGGGGUGUGGGGGUCCCCACCCUCCUGUCUGUUGUAGUCUAAAACUGAUCUUGACAGCUGUUGAUUGAUGAAAGAAAAAUAGAAGCAGUCAUAUAAGCAUGCGUGCAAUCCCAUUAAUUAAAUCAAAUGUGCUGGGUCGUAGGAAUGGGAACAGUCACAUCCUUCAUGAUUGAAUGUAACCACGCUCCCCAUCGUUGGAUG
Molecule: messenger RNA, 3340 nt
Organism: Entelurus aequoreus (snake pipefish)
Lineage: Eukaryota; Metazoa; Chordata; Actinopteri; Syngnathiformes; Syngnathidae
Product: gastrula zinc finger protein XlCGF57.1-like
Exons: 2
Coding region: 223-2058 (611 amino acids)
Biological process (GO): regulation of transcription by RNA polymerase II
Cellular component (GO): nucleus
Molecular function (GO): DNA-binding transcription factor activity, RNA polymerase II-specific; RNA polymerase II cis-regulatory region sequence-specific DNA binding
Source: RefSeq, a predicted model, not a curated record